UGCCACGCGGCGCCUUUCCCGGAAGCGGAGGCCGCCAUGGAGCGGAAGGGCGGCAAUGCCCCAGGAAGCGUGCUCCUGCCCCGCUCCGACGGAGGCCGCCGGCAGCAGCAGCCAGAAGAGAGCGGCGGGCCCGCCGGCAGCGGCAGCGGCAGCUUCUCCAUGGCCAAGCCCUACGACACGGUGGAGUGUCCUUAUUGUGACGAAGUCUCCAAGUACGAGAAGCUGGCCAAGAUCGGGCAAGGCACCUUCGGAGAAGUAUUCAAAGCGAAGCAUCGCCAGACCGGCAAAAAAGUGGCACUGAAGAAAGUGUUAAUGGAAAAUGAAAAAGAAGGGUUCCCAAUCACAGCCCUGCGGGAGAUCAAAAUCCUCCAGCUCCUCAAGCAUGAAAAUGUGGUGAACCUGAUUGAAAUCUGCAGGACCAAAGCCUCUCCAUACAACCGUUGCAAGGGAAGCAUCUACCUGGUGUUUGAUUUCUGCGAGCAUGACCUAGCCGGCCUCCUCAGCAACGCGCACGUCAAGUUCACGCUGGCAGAGAUCAAGAAGGUCAUGCAGAUGCUCUUGAACGGCCUCUACUACAUCCACCGGAACAAGAUUUUGCAUCGAGACAUGAAAGCCGCCAAUGUGCUCAUCACGCGGGAUGGCGUCCUGAAACUGGCCGAUUUUGGCCUGGCUCGGGCCUUCAGCCUGGCGAAGAACAGCCAGCCCAACCACUACACCAACCGGGUGGUGACGCUGUGGUAUCGUCCUCCGGAGCUGCUGCUAGGAGAACGAGACUACGGACCGCCCAUUGACCUCUGGGGCGCAGGUUGCAUCAUGGCCGAGAUGUGGACUCGCAGCCCUAUCAUGCAGGGCAACACCGAGCAGCACCAGUUGACGCUCAUCAGCCAGCUGUGCGGAUCCAUCACUUCGGAGGUCUGGCCUAAUGUGGACAAAUACGAGCUCUACCAGAAGCUGGAGCUGCCCAAAGCGCAAAAGCGCAAAGUGAAGGAACGCCUGAAAGCCUACGUCAAGGACCAAUAUGCGCUGGAUCUGAUAGACAAACUGCUGGUCCUGGAUCCCGCCCAGAGGAUCGACAGCGACGACGCCCUGAAUCACGACUUCUUCUGGUCUGACCCGAUGCCUUCCGACCUCAAGAACAUGCUGUCCACCCAUAACCAAUCCAUGUUUGAGUACUUGGCUCCGCCCAGGAGAAGAGGCGGGCACAUGCCGCAGCAGCCGGCCAAUCAGGGCAGGAAUCCAGCUGCCACCAACCAGACAGAGUUCGAUAGGGUGUUUUGACUGCUGACCCUUGCGACUGAGAGAAAGGAGACCAGAUGUUGUUCUGAAGUCCUCUAUGAUCUUCAUCUUCGUCUCUCUUUUUUUUUUAGUUUGGAAUUUUAUUAUUAUUAUUUUUUAAAGAAAUCACUGGUUGCAUACAGAGCCUUGCCCAUCUCCAGGUGAUCAUAAGAAACUUUAGCUUUGCUGUGCUUGUUGGUUUCCAGAGUAUGGAAAGGAUUUUAUUUAACUCUUAUAGAGCAGAAUACCUUUUGUAGCCCAAAGGUGUAGCAUUGCUAAGCAAGCCCUUAGUAUCUUUUGGCCUGGCCCACUGUUGCCUGGCGUUAGCUGGGAGGGCUUAUAAACCGCUCUUUGGUGUCGUAGAAUACGACCCUCCCAAGGAUUCGCCUUCCCAAAGACAGGUGUUGCGGUAGACGCUGUCCUCUUCUUGGCCAGCCAGCUCUAUCCAUCCGGGAAGAAAUUGGCAGGGUGAACAGGUAGGGUGUGAUGACUUCUGAAUUCUCCAGCUUCUGCUAAGAGAGGGAGUUCUUCCCAAACGAGCAGUGCUGGAACGAUGGCAGAGAAGAUACAGGCACGACCCCCUGCUGCCUUUAGGGAUGUUUUGUUCUUUUGAGUCACUGCAGGAAUUGCAUUUGUGGGUGCUGUUUUUUUUUUUACUUUGUAAAUAGGGUUUGGGUUUUUUUCUAAUUGCUGAACAAGACAGAAGAAAAGGGCUUUGUUUGGCUGACUGAAUCUGCAGGCUGGAGCAUUCCCCCCCCCCCCCUUAAUAAUGAGCCCUCUCAUGUAUUUCCUUUUAGGCUUUAGCGAGCAACUAUGAACAUUUGUGCACCGCCCCCCCAUCCCCAAGUGUGUCGAACAUGCGGUUUCCCCUUUUGGUGAAACUAGGGAGCUUGAAGGCGAGAGUUACCCAUGUCAAAUCUCAUCUUUGUUGAUUUCAUAUAUGUGUGUGUGUGUGUGCGCGCAUAUAUAUAUAGGUGUCAAUAAAAAGAUGCUUGAGAUGAUGA
Molecule: messenger RNA, 2279 nt
Organism: Heteronotia binoei (common prickly gecko)
Lineage: Eukaryota; Metazoa; Chordata; Lepidosauria; Squamata; Gekkonidae
Gene: CDK9
Product: cyclin dependent kinase 9
Exons: 7
Coding region: 37-1278 (413 amino acids)
Biological process (GO): protein phosphorylation
Cellular component (GO): nucleus
Molecular function (GO): cyclin-dependent protein serine/threonine kinase activity; ATP binding
Source: RefSeq, a predicted model, not a curated record